CUUGUUUGCAGCCACUGUGCCAUACGCUAUUGAAGAACCAAGUCUCUUAGCUCGUGAGCAGCCCUUGUGUAUCUCACAAACACGGAUCUCCUCAUUCUGUAGUUCGUCAAAAAAAUGGGCAUGCCAGAGGACAACAUUCAGUCGUGGCAAGCGCUGCAACUCAGCAGGGCAAAGUUGAAGGCUUCCAGAGGAACGUCGGCACUGCUGUCUGGUUUCGCAAUGGUGGCCCUGGUAGAGAUGCAGCUGAGCAAGGCCAUCCCCCCGGAGCUGCUGAUAGUUUUCAGCGUGUGCACCACACUGCUGGUGUCGGUGUACAUGUUGGCGCUUAUGAUCUCGACCUGCAUCCUGCCGCAUUUGGAUGCCGCAGCCUGCUUGGACGGCACCGGCACCGCCUCCAAGUCGCCCCACGAGAAGAUGCGGCUCUACAUCGAGACGGCCUGGGCAGUCUCCACUGUAUUUGGCCUCUUGCUCUUCAUGUCAGAGAUCGCUAUUAUAUCCUGGAUUGUGUUUUACAGCUAUAGCCCGGAGGCUGCACUUGCUGUGACCAUCAUCCUCAUACCGGUCGCGAUUGUGUUCUUAGUAUUUGCCGUGCAUUUCUACCGACAGCUCGUCACGCACAAAUACGAGCAGUCGGUGAUGUGCAUCAGCGAGCUUGAGAGCAUGGCCAACCAACUACAAGAUGGCGGUGUGGCUGGUUCCGACCACGAAGCACUUCAUCGAAAUGUCUGAGUUCAGCGCUGCCUCAUGGAUGGUGUUUGUUUUUCUGCAACUUCCUAUGCAAAUGACGUUAUUAGCUACUGUAACUUACUGCCGCACUCGCUGCUAAUCACUAAUGGCGAGUUAUUUUUUUUUCGAAUACAGGCAUGACUUCGUUUUGUUUGACAGAGAAUUGCGCUUUAUGAGAUAACUUCGACCGUUUGUAGUUUCUAUUUAUUAUUCAGCAACACUGGAUGAGUGCCGAGUUCCCAGAAUUUCGGGAAGCACUGGCGGCUUUGUAGUUUAUCUCUGCACCAUGUCUAUUCAUAUCUAGCCCGACUAGUAGGUGUUUUUAUUGAAAAGGAUUAGAUAAAGAAAACUAGCAUGUUUUAUGCCUUGCGACAAUAAACACCAUAACAUAUCAUGUGAUCGACCUCAAUAAAUGCACAAGGCCCGUGUUAGUUUCUGAGCUG
Molecule: messenger RNA, 1169 nt
Organism: Rhipicephalus microplus (southern cattle tick)
Lineage: Eukaryota; Metazoa; Arthropoda; Arachnida; Ixodida; Ixodidae
Product: calcium release-activated calcium channel protein 1
Biological process (GO): store-operated calcium entry
Cellular component (GO): membrane
Molecular function (GO): store-operated calcium channel activity
Source: RefSeq, a predicted model, not a curated record